AUGGGAAAAAAAACAGAUCAUAUAGAUGUAGAUGGUAAUGUGGAAAAACUCUUCUUGGACUUUGAGAGGUUUGUCAGCAGAGGAAGGGAAAUGUCAGAGCAAUUUUUGUACUGGGACAAUUUUUUGGAACUUGUCCAACUUCUCAGAAAUUUGAUUCGUUCAGAUAGACAAGGUCUUUGGGAAUUACAUUUAGAUACAGUGCAGAAACUUCAACCAGUAUUCGCCGUAUUUGACUGUGUCAACUAUCAGCGAUGGUCUUCUCUGUAUUUAGAAGACAUGAGGAGACUAUCCAAGACAGCCCCAGAGUCUGAAAGGGUGCAAAGACAAGGUAGCAGCAUCGUUAUAGAUGUGGUCACAAUCUCAGAAGAUAUUCCAUUGCCUGUUCAACUCAGCAGCUUUUGGGGAUCUUCAAGAAACAAACUGAUGUUGCAAAAGUUCAUUGCUGAUGCAGUAACAGCUUCUUUGACUCAAACACCAAACAAUACCAACCACACUUUUAGUGCCUUUCAUGGUGAUGAAGAGGAUGAUGUAAUAUUCAACUGUACAUCUGUGCAAAGUGGAAAACAAGUGGAAACUGUGUACAUGCCCCAUUGCUUGGAUAACAUAAAUGUUAUUCCUCCUUAUGACCGAGCCACUUUGGAAGUGCAGUAUUCUACUUUCUUAACAUGGGUAAUAUCUGAACUCCGUUUAAGUGUACUUAAAGUUGAUACUUUACAUUCUCAAUUACUAAAUAAAAGUCAAGAAACUGAUGGAAAUAAAGCAAAAUAUGCUUCAGUAGAUGCAAAAGAUAUGCAUAUUGACUAUUUGAAAUAUAUAGCUGAGAUUCUUCCAUUGGCUCCUUUUCCCCUGAUAUAUAUUGGUUUGUUGUUUGGGGAGCACCGUGCACAUGAAGUGGGUCUCAUAUCAAGUUCUGGAGUCUUAGCUUUGAUGCAGACAAUUCUACGCAUUUUAGGCUACAAUAAAAAUACUUCACAGGAAGAUAAAAAUUCUGCUACCUAUGCAGUUUUGGAAGAAAAUUUUAAGAAACUGAAAGAUCAUAGUUCUUUAAGUGGUCCUGAAUUAGCAGCUGCUAUGAAAAUUGGAACUAGAGUUGUGAAAGGAAGUGAUUGGAAAUGGGAUGAUCAGGAUGGUCCUCCACCUGGAGAAGGCACUGUUAUUAAUGAAUUAAGCGAGGAUGGCUGGAUAAGUGUGUUAUGGGAUACAGGAUCUACUAACUGUCACAGGAUGGGAAAAGAAGAAAAGUAUGAUUUAAAGCUCGCAAAUCCACUGCCACUGCCUUUACAAGAAUCCUUAAGUGAUUCAGAUGAAGAUGAUUUAAUAAAAUGUGAGCGCACUUGCAUUCGUGAACCAUCCAAGCUACUUCAUAAUUCAUGCAUUCAUCUGCUAAGACUUUUAUCCCUUUAUACUUCUUUAUAUGCAGAUAAAAUUCCUAAACAAUCUCUAAAUACCUUAUCUGGCCUUCUGAGAUAUAUUUUAGAUGCUGUAUAUAGUCAGAAUCAAGCAUUAAAAUGUAGCAGUCCAAUAUCACUUCAAUCAGACUUCUUAGCUGAAGAGCAGCAUUCUGAGUGGGCCACUCUGAGUUUCAUUAGAGCACUUGUUUCCUCCUCUGCUUUAUGUGAAACUCUAAGCACCCCCUGUUGGAUCAGCUUAAUCAUAAAGAUAAUAUCUAGUGGAAAGACUCUCACCAGUUCUCAACUUAAAAUUAAAAUCCAAGCUCUAAGACUUUUAAGGACAGUCCUGUCAUCUUGGGAUCGUCGCUAUUCAAACAUGAGAAAAAUCAACAUUGUUCAACAGUUAUUUGAAAUGCUUGGCAGCGUUCUUUUGUCUUGUGCUAAUGAUCCGACAUUGGAACUCAUUGAGUUCCCACACACGGAAAGAUGGGCAAUGCGUCCACAAGUAUUAUGGACUGCAUCUCAUUGCAGCACUGUUGCAGAAGAAUAUAUCAGUGUUUUGAGACAUUUGGAGAGUUUACCCACUUGGAAAUCUGUAAUUGGGUCCCUCUGUUUUAAUCAACUUAAACUCAUAAAGGAGAAACUUGCUCCAUUUACUGAUAUGAAUGAUUUUAUGAUGGGGAAGCAUCUUGGAACAAAUAUUGCAGUACUAGCUACUCUUGGAGGAGUUGAUAGCAGAAUUCGUUUAGGUGGCAUGGUAUCUGACAAAGAUUCAAAUCUUGGUGCUGUUGAAAAAAUUUAUCCAUGGGAUGGAAUUCAUGUUUAUUUCCAGGAUACCAAAAUGAUUGGAUACUGCCACCCAAGUGAAGUGACCCCUGUUCCUUGUUCAAAAUUUGUAAUGUGUGAUAAACUGAAAUGUGAAAAAAUGACAUCUAUUUGGGCAUACUUGUUGGGUCUUGCUGUUGGCGAUGAAUUUCAUGCAGAACUGAAUAAAACUGUUCCAGAAAGUUCUUCAAGCACAAACUGCUGCAUUAGCUUUAUCUCAGUACCUGAUGUCAGUGUCCAUAAGACCAGCAGCCUCCUUUGCAAAUGACUCUCAAAGCCCAUGCAAUGAACCUGGGAAUAGUGUCACAAGCCAAGAAGCA
Molecule: messenger RNA, 2536 nt
Organism: Uloborus diversus
Lineage: Eukaryota; Metazoa; Arthropoda; Arachnida; Araneae; Uloboridae
Product: putative HERC2-like protein 3
Exons: 12
Coding region: 1-2484 (827 amino acids)
Biological process (GO): protein ubiquitination
Molecular function (GO): ubiquitin-protein transferase activity; metal ion binding
Source: RefSeq, a predicted model, not a curated record